Aureobasidium vineae is the source of this 894-nucleotide messenger RNA. NCBI's taxonomy places the organism in Eukaryota, Fungi, Ascomycota, Dothideomycetes, Dothideales, Saccotheciaceae. The record is from the annotation of a GenBank genome assembly.
AUGUCUCCAAACCCACCCCAGCGCAAACUCAAGAUCCUCAUGAUCCACGGGUACACCCAAAAUGGACCCCUCUUCCACGCAAAAACCCGCGCCCUGGANAAAAACCUGGAGAAAGCAUUCCCCGCCGCCCCGAAGCCGGGUUUCUUGCCUUCGUUCCCCGGCGGCGUGGAAUUGGUAUAUCCAACUGCGCCUCUAAAGCUGUCGGUAAACGAUAUACCCGGCUACGAUGUAGACGGCGCAGCAAGCGACUCCGACCCAGAAGCCUAUGCAUGGUGGAGAAGAAAAGGCGAUGGCGAGCCUUUCCGCUAUGAAGGCAUGGAACAAGGCUUCUCCACCAUCGCAGCAGUGAUAAAAGAGCAAGGACCUUUUGACGGCUGUAUAGGGUUCUCCCAAGGCGGUGCGUGCGCAGGCAUGCUCGCUUCCCUGCUAGAAGCAAACCGCAGAGAAGCGUUUGAGAAACAACAGUUGAAGGGUGGUAUGCGCUACCCAGAGAGCUUUGAGAACGAUACUGGAUUCAUGACGGAUGUCAUUCAAGAGCCGCUCAAAUUUGCGGUGAGCUAUAGUGGGUUUGGGGCUGCACCGAAUGAGCUGUAUACUGCGUUUUAUGAGCCAAAGAUCAUGACGCCCAUGUUGCACUUUAUCGGUAGUGUGGAUACGGUGGUGGAAGAGUCGAGGAGUCUGCGUCUUGUAGAUGCCUGCGUGACUGGCAGGGGUGUUGAGGGUGGUGUUGCUAGACUUGUCUACCACCCUGGCGGUCACUUCUUGCCCAGUAGUCAGAAGCAAUAUGUCGCGGCCUUGGUGGCUUUCAUCAGAGAAGUCGUUGGCGGACCACCAGAGGACUCGCUAGAAAACAAAAAGGAAGACAAGGCCGAAGACAUGGACAUGCCAUUCUAA